GUAACGACAUCAACCUUAAGGUAGUGACGCGCGAAGUUUCGUAGCUUCGCCCAGGAGACUGUCAACAACGCCCGACUAAAGCCCAAGAAUAAGAUUAAACACCGUCGUUACCAAGACUAGAGUCAACGCCAACACCGCGACCCCGAGGUCGCAACACCUGCCAGAGAUGGACCUGGCGAGGUUCAAGGAGCCGGGCGGCUUAUCAGGGGCGGCGUCCGGCGCCGAACAACCGCCAGCGUCAACGCAAGCAGCGGCUAAGCGCAACCGCCAGACCAAGGGCGGAGCGGCAGCUGCCGGGAAGAGCGAGAGCCUCGCGCAGUCCCCGCCAAGCAAACGUGGCCGGGCGGCAUCGGACUCUAAUUUAACUCAGCCUCCAGAACAAGAGCAAACCGAGGAGCCAGAGCGGCGCGGCGGGCGAUCAGGCGGGGGUGAGGCGGGGCCGUCUCGAGCACGCACCAGCGACCCGGGGACGGCCGGAACAGGCCUAGACCAGCCGCCAGAGCAAGGCCCCAGCGGGUGGCAGCGCGCAAAGACGCCCAGCCCGGGGGGGCUGCAGCAGCUACAGCUCACUGGAGAGCAGCAACCGGCAGAGGAACAGGAGCAACAGCAGCAACAGCGACCGGAGAUAGGCGAGGGCGGGGGCCCGCCCCCGGGCGUCCACAUCGGCCACCACCCGGAGUCAGAGCUAGAGCUGCCACCGGCCCCCCAGGCCCCGAUCCGGCCGGCGGCAAGCACUUCCCCGGCGCCCCGGCCCAAAGCCAAGGCCAUUGGAGAGCGGCUUGUUCUGCCCACCGCACUCGGUCUCCGGCUUAGGCAGGCCUUAACCCGCCAAGACGGCUGCGCGCGGCCACCAUUGGCGCCCACUCAAGCCGGCGCCCGGGCCGGCAGCGCGGGGGGAACCAAGCAGGGGGCCGCCGGGGCCGCAGGCCACGAGGUGGCGAGGCAGCCGACCUGGGACAGCCUCCUCCGGGGCUGCGAGGCGAGGCAGCCACCCCCGCCGUACACCCAGCUAGACGAUCUUCUACCGGAGGGAGGCGGAGGUAGCGAGCCCGGAAGGACCUCGAACGGGGGCAGCGCAGACCAGCAGCCAGUGGCUUCGGGUGCGGCCCUCAGCCCGGCGGAAGUGGCGGCCCGCUUGGAAUACCUAGAGGUGGAGCUAUUUACCGCGCGCGAGGAGAACGCCCAGCUCCGCGAUCGCAUGACCGACCUCAUCUACGUAACUCAGCGGGGCAUAGAGGGCGCCACGCAGAUCGCCCAGCAGGCCAUACAUGUGCAGCAAGCCGCGCAGGGGCGCUUGCUCUACCUCAGCAUGCAGGCGAGGGAGGCCCCCACAGACAGCGCCCGCGCAGCAGCGGACGGAGAACAGAGGCAGGACCGGGAGGGCGGGGGACGGGGCUACAUACAGACAGCAGCGCUCACGGUCAUGACCGCCCCGGAACUGUGGGGGCAGGCGAGGGAGGCUGUCCGCAGACGCGGAAGAGCCGCCGCCCGCGGAGGCGGCGCGGAACCGCCAGGACAACGAGGCCCGGACCCGGCCGCCACCGUGGUUCGACAGCAGGGGCCCAACCAGCGGCAGCGGAAGAGGGGGGCCUGCGGCCCAGGCGCCGCCGGGAGGGCUCGAUCGGUCAGCGGGGGCCGGUGCCGAGCCGCGAGGCGAAGGCGCGGGGAAGCGGGGAGCGGCGGCGGCGGACGUAGCCACGAGCCGGCCGCCAAACCCAGUGACCUUCCUAGAUCGCGCGGCGAAGGAGGUGGACCGGCAGCGGCAACGCAGGGCACGUGGGGAAGACUCGGAGGAGGCGCACACCGUACACCGCGACCGCCAUCGCGCGGCUGGAAAGAGAGCAAGUGAUCGAAGCCUACGUGACGUGGAAUUGGUUUCUGUACACGAGGAGAUGGGAGAACGGGGUGUGGGGCCGACAGAUUAUCCUGCUGCGGAUGUACGUGGGCGAGGGUCGGACAGCAUGGGUAGCCCCGGAACUAGUCCAGUGCGAGUGCAGGGGAGAGCGCACCCGGGGUCGCGGGCCGAGGGACACGGACCCUUUGAGAGCCAGCCCGCCCCAGCACAUCAUCAGCCCCAGAUAUAUUCAUUUCGGGGGACGUAGCGGAGGGGUGGUGUGACGAGUAGCGGUACGACGACGUGGGGGGCACGGAGAGAGGACCGACGUUGACGCAGAAGCGGACACUUGCUGCCCUAUUGUGAUGACACGCAGAGGCUGGACAACCGGAGACAUCAGUAUUUCAUACCGCAAAGUCCGACGAAGGAUGGGGCGGUACGGUUGGACGAGAGGGGCCUGCUUCCACCGGGCAGAAUGUACGACGAGGGUGGAGUACUGGGAGCACUGAGGCAGCGCCGGUUACGUGACGUACGCAGUGGUGGUGCGACUGGGGCGAGGAGCCAUGGCGCCGCGGAGCCCAGUGAGUCUCCACUACAGAGCCCGGGGUGACCAGUGGGAGGCGAAGAAGCGGGGACCAGAGGGGGAGGGGUUUGUGCACAAGCUGAGGUGGUGCACGCCGAGUGAGGUGUACGCCUGGCGCGAGGCAAUCCUGGCGGGCCUGCAGGUCCUGCUGGGCAGCGCCAGCGGGCGGAGCCGCGCGGACGCAUGUGUCUUGGAAGGAGGACUGUGUCGGAGGUGGCGUGCGAGGUAGGCAGAGACACGGAAGGGCAGGCGCAGACCCGGGAAAGCGGCCAAACAGCGACACUCAG
Messenger RNA from Chlamydomonas reinhardtii, 2704 nucleotides. RefSeq lists its product as uncharacterized. Lineage: Eukaryota; Viridiplantae; Chlorophyta; Chlorophyceae; Chlamydomonadales; Chlamydomonadaceae. The coding region runs from base 167 to 1849 and encodes 560 amino acids. The record is from RefSeq and is a predicted model, not a curated record. The transcript is spliced from 2 exons.